AUGUCUACCCCACCACCAUCACCGGAUUUGAUAUCGAUAAAUUCAUGUGAGAGGCUCAACUUCGGUGACUUGCACUCUAUAUUCUAUGAUUGUGGGGUUAAAAUAGUUGAACAACAGAUCAAAGUUGAUUACAUAAAUGAGGAAAUAGGUCGCAAUUUGGAGAUUUCCAGGGUCGAUUCACUCACUAUGCAACGUCGUUUAACACAUACCAAGAAAAAUGUCCACACUCUCACUGUUCUAGUUGUGAGACUCAUGGUAAUGAUGUUUGGUUUCCUCGUGGACAAAGUUCACUCUCUUAUCAACAAUUGA
Lactuca saligna is the source of this 309-nucleotide messenger RNA. Lineage: Eukaryota; Viridiplantae; Streptophyta; Magnoliopsida; Asterales; Asteraceae. The record is from the annotation of a GenBank genome assembly.